Molecule: messenger RNA, 687 nt
Organism: Medicago truncatula (barrel medic)
Lineage: Eukaryota; Viridiplantae; Streptophyta; Magnoliopsida; Fabales; Fabaceae
Product: receptor-like protein EIX2
Exons: 1
Coding region: 1-687 (228 amino acids)
Molecular function (GO): protein binding
Source: RefSeq, a predicted model, not a curated record
AUGGCUGCAAUAAGUAUGAGCAUGACUAUGAGUGAUAAUGUAAGUCACAUCUAUCAUAACAAUAUUACUGGCAGUAGAUAUGACUACUACAUUUCACUCAUGUGGAAAGGACAAGAAGACGUGUUCAAGAAUCCUGAGUUGCUUCUGAAGAGCAUUGAUCUGUCAGGAAAUAAUUUAACCGGAGAAGUACCAAAAGAAAUCGGAUCUCUAUUCGGAUUGGUGUCUUUGAAUUUAUCAAGGAACAAUUUGAGUGGAGAAAUAAUGUAUGACAUUGGGAAUUUGAAAUCACUAGAGUUUCUUGAUUUGUCUAGGAAUCGUUUCUGCGGUGAAAUUCCUAACAGUCUGGCUCAUAUUGAUCGUUUAAGUGUGAUGGAUUUGUCAUACAAUAAUCUCAUCGGUGAAAUACCAAUUGGAACACAGUUACAAAGCUUUGGUGCAUAUAGUUAUGAAGGAAAUCUCGAUCUUUGUGGAAAACCACUGGAAAAAACCUGCUCAAAAGAUGAUGUUCCAGUGUCAUUGGUGUUUGAUAAUGAGUUCGAGGACGAGGAGUCAAGUUUUUAUGAAACAUUUUACAUGAGUUUGGGACUUGGAUUUGCUGUAGGAUUUUGGGGAUUCAUUGGACCAUUAUUACUUAGUCGGUCUUGGAGAUAUUCCUAUAUCAGAUUCUUAAACAGAUUCAAUUGGUGA